AUGUUUGCCAAACUUUCGCUCCUUUCUCUCCUCACUUCUACUGCUUUGGCUGCCGGUGGUCAGGUUUUGUCGUACGACAACAUUGACAAAUCCGCAACCCCCGGUGCCAAAGCCCUGCUGAAAUAUGUCCAGUCUCAGUACGGAUCGCAUUACCUCUCUGGCCAGCAGGAUAAGCCAAGCUAUGACUGGGUCAAGCAAAAUGUGGGCGUUUCACCAGCGAUUCUGGGAAGCGACUUCAUGUACUACUCGCCUUCGGCUGUCACCCACGGUAGCAAGUCUCACGCCGUCGAAGAUGUGAUCGAGCAUGCGGAUCAUAACGGCAUCAACGCCUUGGUUUGGCACUGGUAUGCCCCUACCUGCCUGCCCGACACCGCCGAGCAGCCAUGGUACAGCGGAUUCUACACAAAGGCUACUUGCUUCAAUAUUGCGGAUGCCGUGGCUGAUCGCCGCAAUGGUACCAACUUUCGCCUCUUGCUGCGCGAUAUUGAUGCCAUCGCCACUCAGAUCAAGCGCCUUGAUCAAGCCAACAUCCCCAUUAUGUUCCGUCCCCUCCACGAGCCCGACGGUGGAUGGUUCUGGUGGGGUGCCCACGGCCCUGCUCCAUUCAAGAAGCUCUGGGAUAUCCUCUACGACCGCAUCACUCGCCACCAUAACCUCCACAAUAUUGUUUGGGUGUGUAACACCGCCGAGGCCGACUGGUAUCCUGGAAACGAAAAAUGUGAUAUUGCCACCGUCGACCACUACGCUGAUCCGGGUGACCACGGCGUUCUCGCGGACAAAUAUAAGAAACUCCAGGCAGUCACCAAUGGCGAGAGAGUACUGGCUCUAGCGGAAGUCGGGCCCAUCCCUGAUCCCACCAUUCAAGCUCGUGAGAAGGUCAACUGGGCCUACUGGAUGGUUUGGAACGAUGAGUUCAUUAAGGAUGGCAAGAACAACGCCAAACAAUUCCUGCAGAACGUUUACAAUAACACUCGCGUUGUGACCCUCGAUGGUGGUGUCAAGGUCGGCAACUGGAAGCAGGCUUAAGCCCGCUUGUUUUCAAGUGAUUAGGGCAUAUGAGUUCGUUUAAAUCCAC
Aspergillus alliaceus is the source of this 1075-nucleotide messenger RNA. Its product is annotated as family 26 endoglucanase H/Glycosyl hydrolase. The coding region runs from base 1 to 1026 and encodes 341 amino acids. The transcript has a single exon. Gene Ontology annotation, molecular function: mannan endo-1,4-beta-mannosidase activity. Gene Ontology annotation, biological process: substituted mannan metabolic process. The record is from RefSeq and is a predicted model, not a curated record. NCBI's taxonomy places the organism in Eukaryota, Fungi, Ascomycota, Eurotiomycetes, Eurotiales, Aspergillaceae.